UGAUGAGGUCUGCAAUUACACCUCACCAUAUCUGGUCACUCUGCAAUUACAUGCUCCACCACAGCGUCUUACUUCCCUCCUCUGAGCUGCACCGCUGCUCAUGUGGCAGACCGAAAUAGAAUAGUUAGUGUGUUUGGAUGGUGGCCCAGCUGCAACUAUGCUCCAGCCUUUGACUGACAGUGGGAUGAGGACUUUCCUACUCACCAACAACCUUUAAGGGUGGUCGCAGUCAGUUUGGAGCAGUCCUGCUCCGAAAGGCUUCCGAGGAAGUUGCUCUCUAAAACACGGACAGCGUGAGGGAAAAGAGGGGAAAAGCGAACCAAGAGACGUACGGUUUCCAGAGCAAAGGAACAGAACUGAACUCCAACCAUGAGUCACAUUACAGGAACUCUACUUUUCAGAUGUUGAACACAAAAAAGAUGCUGAACUGAAGUAAGAUGGCUUUGGAAAGAAUGUCCACUCCCCAGAGCAGCCCACGCCAGAGCAGCUCCCUGUCUUCAUCACCCAUGAGCACUCGCAUGCAGUCUCUACAGGUGGAUUCGGUCCAGCGCUGGAUGGAUGACCUCCGCCACAUGACUGAAGUGGAGUGCAUGUGCGUUCUCCAGGCCAAACCUAUUGGGGUGGAGGAGGACUCCCAACAUGGAGAGCUGGUUGUGACCUCCGGGGUCGGUGCAGGGGACCAUGUGGCGAGGAACAACCUGCAGACGCUGCUUCGUCGAGCACUCGUAGUUAGCACGGAGCUGGGGAAGAUGUUCCAGAGGCUGGAGAAAGGCCGCUGGCAGAGGGUCCACAGUACUGCCGUGCGUGCCAACUGCCACGUGCGCUCUCUGGUGCAUGAGUACAGUGCUGCUCGGAGCAUCCCGCCUGACAUGCAAAAGUAUGAGAAAUCAUUGCUGGAGAAGUGCAUGGAGCUCACCAACAUCACAGAGAGGUGCCUUCACACAGAUGAUGAAUUCUUCCUAAAAUCAAUGAGAGAAGCCAUCCAUGACAUCCUCACAGAUGUCAGUGAUUCAUUCAGCAACAUGAUUGACAUGGCUUUGGCCAAUGAAAUACAGGUCCUGAUCAAACAGAUUGAGUCUUCAGAUAACACUUCUACCAUUGGUACCUCCAUAAACAACCUCCUGUCUCUAACCCAGGAUGGACCUCAGCUCUGCAGCAUCAUUGCAAAGGAGGGAGCGGUAGUGGCUCUGUUCAAGAUCUGCAGGCAGGACCGCUUCAGGGAGCUGUACGCUCACGCUCUGAGGACGGUGGCCUCCAUCUGCUCUGUGGAAGAGGGCAUCAACCAGCUGGACAAGGUGGAUGGAAUUCUGUGCCUGGCAGACAUUUUAACCGAUGAGAACAGCGUGGAAGCAGCCAGGGCCGAGGCAGCGGCGGUCGUCGCUCAGAUAACAUCUCCCCACCACACGUCCACCCAACAUCUCGCCAGCUUCCUGGAAAGCAUGCAUGACAUUGUCACAGCUCUCAUCAAGCUGUGUGAGAGCGCCUCCUGUGGGGAGGUGUUCCUCCUGGCGUCUGCAGCCUUGGCCAACAUCACCUUCUUUGACAGCAUGGCGUGUGAGAUUCUGCUGCAGCUGAACGCAGUCCACAUCCUGCUGCAGGCCUGCAAAGACCAGCAGAGGGUGGACACUCCCUACUCCAAAGACCAGGUGGUGACAAUUUUGGCCAAUCUUUCUGUCCUGGAGCCUUGUGCUUCAGAAGUUCUGCAAGAACAAGGAGUUGAGCGGCUGCUCCUGCUGCUGGGAGAAAAGCCGUCCUCGCCCAGCCCCUCAGAGGGCGCCGCCUGCGAGCGCGUCCAGCAGAAAGCAGCGGUCACCCUGGCUCGUCUGAGCAGAGACCCUGAUGUUGCUCAAACAGCCAUCCAGCUGAAAGCGGUCCCUCGUCUCAUUCAAUUGUGUCGCUCCCCCACUGAGAGAAAUAACAGCGACUCUGUCCUGGUCGCUUGCCUGGCGGCCUUGAGGAGGCUGGCAGCAGGCUGUCCGAGCAGCAUCAGUGCAGCCGACCACCAGCAGCUGAUCAAACCACGCCUAGUUGACUCUUUCCUUCUCUGCUCCAACAUGGAGGAAAGCUUUGUGUGAAACACAUUCCAGCUCUGCAGUCCUUUUAUUUAACCUUUAAACACUAUAGCUCCAGUGUUUAUGUUGAUUUGCUGCAAUUUUUCUA
Messenger RNA from Oryzias melastigma (Indian medaka), 2160 nucleotides. It is a transcript of the gene insc, whose product is annotated as INSC spindle orientation adaptor protein. The transcript is spliced from 13 exons. The coding region runs from base 438 to 2075 and encodes 545 amino acids. Gene Ontology annotation, cellular component: apical cortex. Lineage: Eukaryota; Metazoa; Chordata; Actinopteri; Beloniformes; Adrianichthyidae. Gene Ontology annotation, molecular function: cytoskeletal adaptor activity; protein binding. Gene Ontology annotation, biological process: apical protein localization; establishment of mitotic spindle orientation; regulation of asymmetric cell division. The record is from RefSeq and is a predicted model, not a curated record.